Messenger RNA from Miscanthus lutarioriparius, 1332 nucleotides. The record is from the annotation of a GenBank genome assembly. NCBI's taxonomy places the organism in Eukaryota, Viridiplantae, Streptophyta, Magnoliopsida, Poales, Poaceae.
AUGUUCGGGCACCACCACCACGGCCACGGCGGGCACCAGGCCCCGCCGCCGCCGCCGCCCCAUGAGCAGACGCUGUACAGGAUCUUCUGCCGCGCCGACGAGGCGUACUGCCUCACCCACUGGUACAAGGACAUGAGGCACAGCACCAAGGUGAAGGACGCGGAGGGCCAGCCGGCGUUCGCGCUCGUCAACAGGGCCACCGGCCUCGCCAUCAAGCACUCGCUCGGCCAGUCCCAUCCUGUGAAGCUGGUGCCCUACAACCCGGAGUACCUGGACGAGUCGGUGCUGUGGACGGAGAGCCACGACGUGGGCAAGGGCUUCCGCUGCAUCCGCAUGGUCAACAACAUCCACCUCAACUUCGACGCCUUCCACGGCGACAAGGACCACGGCGGCGUGCACGACGGCACCACCGUCGUGCUCUGGGAGUGGGCCAAGGGCCCCAACCAGAGCUGGAAGGUGCUGCCCUGGGGCGACGAGGCCUACGCGCCGCGCCCACCAGGGCCGGAGCCAGGCUACGGCGGGUACCGCCCCCCGCCGGGCGGCCCAGCUGCCGGGGGCUACGCGCCGUCCCCGCCAGGGCCGUACCCACCGCCUGCCCAGCCGGAGCCAGGCUACGGCGGUUACCGCCCCCCGCCGGGCGGCCCAGCUGGGGGCUACGCGCCGCCCCCGCCUGUGCAGGAGCCUGGCUACGGCGGCUACCCGCCGGCUCCGGGCAACCCCGCCCCGGGGUACGGGCCCCCCGGGUACGGCAACCUGCCUCGCGCCCUCGCGUCUGAGCCCACCGUGCGCGUCUUCUGCAGGGCCGGCGACGGGUACAGCCUGACUGUCAGGAACGGCACCGUGUGCCUGGCACCAACCAACCCCAGGGACGAGUUCCAGCACUGGGUGAAGGACAUGAGGCACAGCACUCGCAUCAAGGACGAGGAAGGGUACCCGGCGUUCGCGCUGGUGAACAAGGUCACCGGCGAAGCCAUCAAGCACUCCCUGGGACAGAGCCACCCGGUUCGCCUGGUGCCCUACAACCCUGAGUACGUGGACGAGUCGGUGCUGUGGACUGAGAGCCGCGACGUCGGCCACGGCUUCCGCUGCGUGCGCAUGGUGAACAACAUCUACCUCAACUUCGACGCCUUCCACGGCGACAAGGACCACGGCGGCGUCCACGACGGCACCACCGUCGUCCUCUGGGAGUGGGCCAAGGGCGACAACCAGCGCUGGAAGAUCCUGCCCUGGUGUCCCUACAACGGCAACCACUGGUACUUGCAAUCUUUAUUUGCGUUUGUUUUGUUUUUUCUCUGCCCGUGUCAACUUCGACGACGACUGCUAACGGACUAA